AGGUCAAUGCACAUAAAUGAUUAUUUUACUCACAAUCAGAAUGCUUGAAAAAAAAAAAUAUAUAUAUUUAAGUUUUGAUUGUAUUCGGACUUUUAGUGUAAAUAGAAUGUCGUACGAGACUUUAUUAUCACUAUCAUUCAAACCGCCGAACGCAUUUCUUCCGAUUCUUUUAUUUCAACAGUUUCUUUCAUCUGAAACUAAAUUUAGUGCAUAUAAAGCAAAAAAAUGCGAAUUGCAAUAAUCGGUGCAGGUUCAGCAGGACUUGCGGCACUUAAAAAUUGUAGUGAAUUAAAAAAUGAAAAUGAUUCAUCAAUGACAAUUAAAUGUUUCGAAAAAAGUGAUAAAAUUGGAGGCACUUGGGUCUACACUCCAGAAAUUGGAGUAGAUCGUUUUGGAUUGCCAAUACAUUCCAGCAUGUACAAAAAUCUCAGGACAAAUCUUCCAAAAGAAGUGAUGGGAUAUCCCGACUAUCCAAUACCGGAAAAUGAAAAAAGUUACUUAACUCGUUCGGAGAUUGUUGAUUUUUUGAAUUCUUAUUGUGAUCAUUUUCAAUUACGAAAAUUUAUUUCUUUUCAUCAUAAUGUAGAAUUGGUGGAACCAUUUGAAAUAUCUCAACCGAAAACAGAAGAGAAAAAUUGCAAUCUACAAAAAUGGAGGAUUAGAGUUAAAAAUUUAUUAAAUCAGACUAUAAUUGAAGAGAUAUUUGAUUUUGUGAUGGUUUGCAAUGGACAUUAUUUCGAACCAAGUAUUCCAAAUAUUAAAGGCAAUGAUAUAUUUUUAGGACAAAAAAUACACAGUCACGAUUAUCGAGUUUCUGAUUUAUUUAAAGAUAAAUCUGUUAUUGUUUUGGGCGCUGGUCCAUCAGGAAUGGAUUUAGCUUUAGAAAUAUCUUCAGUUGCAAAAAAAGUGAUACUCAGUCAUCAUUUGAAAGAUCCUAUUCUUACGAAAUUUCCACAUAAUGUGAUUCAGAAACCCGAUGUCUUGGAAUUUGAAAUUGACAAAGCAAUUUUCAAGGAUAAUUCUAAAGAGAAAAUCGACAUCAUAUUCUACUGCACAGGAUACAAAUUCAGUUUUCCAUUUCUUGCAAAAAAUUGCGGUGUAAGAGUUGAAUCAAAUAUGGUUACACCAUUAUGGAAACAUUUAAUUUCAAUAGAAAAUCCAAGUCUUGCCUUUAUAGGUCUUCCAUUUUAUGUCUGUGCCUUUAGUAUGUUUGAUUUACAGGUGCGCUUCACUAUAAAAUAUUGGAAAGGAGAGAAACAAUUUCCAUCGAAGGAGAUAAUGCUUGUUGAAGAAAAUCGCGAGAAAGAAGAAAAAAUAAGUCUUGGAUUGCAGACUAAACAGUUUCAUAUGAUGGGACCAAAACAGGGAGAAUAUUAUGAUGAUUUAGCGAAAAAUGCCGAAAUAACUCCAUUGCCUUCUGUUUUAACAAAACUUCAUAACGAUAGUAGUAAACGAUUUUUGGACGAUUUGGUGAAUUAUCGACGUGAUAGAUAUAAAAUUUUGAAUAAUGAUAAUUUUGUACAAUUGGAAAGUUUACCAUUAUAAAAAUAUUUAAUUAAGUUAAAAAGAAUAUUUUUGAUGAUGAAAAAACAUUUUACAACUCAGUUGUAUUUAUUAAAGAAUAGCAAGCAUAAAAUAAUAAAUAAAUAAAGUUUUCUUUAUGCAAA
Molecule: messenger RNA, 1667 nt
Organism: Leptopilina boulardi
Lineage: Eukaryota; Metazoa; Arthropoda; Insecta; Hymenoptera; Figitidae
Product: senecionine N-oxygenase-like
Exons: 7
Coding region: 226-1545 (439 amino acids)
Molecular function (GO): NADP binding; flavin adenine dinucleotide binding; N,N-dimethylaniline monooxygenase activity
Source: RefSeq, a predicted model, not a curated record